AUGGACAUCACAGAAUUCCCUCCAGUCGACGACCUCAACAUACAUCAGCUCAAUGAGGAGCUGUCAUACAUAGAGGUCUUGCUCAUGAGCCUGGAUUCCGAAAGCGAUAAUUACCAAGAGCGCCACGCUGAACUGGACGCGCUUCAGACCCGAUACACAGACCGUCUCAACACCCUCAGCGCCGAAAGUGCCCACACGCAAAGCCAGGCUGACGAACAGAUCGGCAUGGACGGAGCUUCCGACCCGUCGAGUGAACCGUGGUGGUCAACCGGUAGGCCAGGUAGUGAUCACAGCAAUUUCGGGAACGGCUUCUCUCUCGACAGUCAGCGUGGAAUGCUAAAUGGCAACGGUACCAAGCGUCAGCGAGCGCAGACAUCUCACCUGAAUCCGUACGAGCAUCCUUCGAAGAGGCAGACGCCAGAGCCAUCUAAUGCGGGAACACCCGCUUCAUCUGAUGGUUCAUAUGAUUUCGUCGACCGCGAGCCAAGUGAGAGGGCACGAAGGCAGCAACUCGCGGCCGAAGCAACCGCACGGAGACAGUACGAAUCUACGCAGGCAGAUGCCGCUUUCGCACGUGAGCUGAAUCAGCAGAGCCGACUACCAACUUUGGGUUCCAGUUCUUCUUCACGACCUUCUUUCCAGACAACCUUCGGCCAUAACGGCGCAUACCAACGACCACCACCGGUCACGAAUUCAGGGUCUCCAUCAACCAUGCGAGGUCCUUCAGCCAUCCAACCUUCGCAGUAUCCACAGCCUCUUGCUUAUCAGUCGCAACAGGGGCAAGGCAUCAAAGCGGAGUCUGGUGCAGCACGAGCGCAGCAAUUACCGCAGCGGUCAAGGCAGCCAACACAGGUAGUCGACCUCACUGGUAGCGACAGUGACGAGGACAUCAGUGAGAUCGCGCCUACCCGUUUCACUCCCAAUCGUCACUACCCUGCUGCGCAACAUUUCAACCAGAACAACACAGCUUUCGAGCCUGCGAGAAGUCUACACGGCCCUCAUAGAACAACCAUGCAGAUGCCUACGACGAUGCACCAAAUGCCCGGCGCCUACCCAACAUCUCAGGUGCCGGCCGGUCAGUACGUAUACAAUCAAGGCUCAGGAGUCGCAACUGGAACGGAUCGGAUAUCACAGAUGAUGACUGGUAUCCGCCAUGCGGCUGGAGGGCUUGCUGAGCCUGUACGAGAUCUAGGUCAAUUGAUAUAUGGCUCCAGCAGCUCUCGCCCACUCGAGCUAGACGACGAAGAUGAUGACAUUAUGUUCAGUGGCUCGCGGCAGCGAUUUGGUGACUAUGCCGGACAGGAAGACCUUUGGCAAGAUCGAUAUGAUGCCUUGCGUGCAUACGAUUCAACAAAAACUAGGGAGGAAAUCCAGGCGCUGUUGGAGAACAUCCGCCCAGACGAAGAGUUGCCGGCUCACCUGCGAGCUCAGACCCCGGAGGCUAUGUCUGUCAAGCUGCACAAGUAUCAGGAGCUCGGGCUCACUUGGCUGACGAGUUGCGAGGAGGGUGGCAACAAAGGCGGUAUCUUGGCAGACGACAUGGGCUUGGGCAAGACAAUUCAAAUGCUUGCGCUUAUGGUGUCGAGGAAGUCGCAAGAUCCGCGAUGCAAGACUACACUCAUCAUCGCACCUGUUGCUCUGAUGCGGCAGUGGGCCCAGGAGAUUCAGAACAAAGUCAAAGCCGGGCACAAACUUACGGUUUUCACCCAUCAUGGCUCGCGCAAGGCCAAAGAUUUCAGCAGCCUCCGCCAAUAUGACGUUGUUCUGACCACGUAUGGCAGUAUUUCCUCGGAAAUGAAGAAAAUUGAGAAGUUCGAACUUCGAAGGAAGGCAGACCAAAAUGCAGUUCCGUACCCAAAUGAAAGAUGUGUCUUUCUCGGCCCCAAUGCUCGCUGGUACAGGGUAAUCUUGGACGAAGCGCAGUGUAUCAAGAAUCGAAACACUCAAUCGGCGAAGGGUGCGGGCCUGAUCAAUGCAGAGUAUCGCUUCUGCGUGACUGGCACUCCGAUGAUGAACAAUGUUGAAGAAUUUUAUUCUCUCAUCAAGUUCCUCCGCAUCAAGCCGUACUGCCACUGGGACCGGUUCCGUCUUGACAUCCACACCCCACUACGCUCCGCCAACGACAACGUGAAGAGCAAGGCCAUGUCGAUGCUUCAAGCACUUUGUAAGGCAGUCAUGCUCCGCCGCACCAAGCAAAGCAAGUUCGAAGGCCAACCUAUCCUGGUGCUGCCGGAGCGGUCAACAACGGUAGACAACCCAGUGUUCAGCGAGGAAGAGUGUGACUUCUACAAGGCUCUCGAGUCGAAGAGUCAGUUGACAUUCAACAAGUAUUUGCGUCGUGGCGAGAUCGGCACGUCAUACUCCGCGAUUCUGGUGCUACUUUUGCGACUUCGUCAAGCAUGCUGCCAUCCACAUUUGAUCAAGGAUUUCGGCGUAGCCGCGGCGGCGGAUCUUGACGAAGAAAAGCUAGUGCAGUUCGCGAGGGAGCUCGGCGAGCCCGUUGUCGCCCGCAUCAAGGAAGCGCAAGGAAAUUUCGAGUGCCCGGUAUGCUAUGAUGUUACGCAAAAUCCCGCGAUAUUCAUUCCUUGCGGCCACGACGCCUGUUCGGAGUGUUUCGCUCGCCUUGUCGAUCCCUCGAAUGCGAUACAGAACGGAGAGGAUGGCGGUGGCACCAAGUGCCCCAAUUGCCGCGGACCAAUUGACCCGAAGCGCCUCACUGACUUCACUUCCUUCAAGAAGGUUCAUCAGCCUGAAUUGCUUUCGGAUCUGGAGCGUGAGGCUCUACAAGCUGAUGAGGUCAGCGACGAGGACAGUGAUGAUGAUGACGAAGAAGAUGGCGGCAGCUCGACAGAAGAAGAUGCCGAGGAUGAGACUGACGACGACGAGACGCUGGGCGGGUUCAUUGUCAAGGAUGAUCAGGAGUCUGACUCUGAUGAUGAAGAUCUUGACGAGACCGACAAUGGCGAAAAAGUCAAGCGUGAAGAGCAAAUGCCGGCAGCAGAAGGCGUCGCUGGUCCUUCAAACUCUGAGGCGAGCACCAAGGCCAAGUCUAAGAAGGUCGGCAAAGACAAGGACAGGAAAAAGGGCAAGGGAAAGGGAAAGGGAAAGGGAAAAGGCAAGAAGAAGGAAAAGAAGGCGAAGCCGGCGGUCACACUGGCCGAACUGAAGAAAAUGGCUAGCCGAAACAAGGCUGCUAAAAAGCGGUACCUGCGACGCCUUCGGAAGGAUUACGUUGGCUCCGCAAAGAUCGAUAAGACAAUGGAACUAUUGGAGCAGAUCAUGACCGAUGGAGAACGCGAGAAAGUCCUGAUCUUCAGCCAAUGGACUUCGUUGCUCGACCUGCUUGAGAUUCCGAUAGAUGGACAGGGAUAUGGCUACCGACGUUACGAUGGCAGCAUGACGGCUACAAUGCGUGGCGACGCUGUGGACGAUUUCCGGGACGAGACUAAAGACGUCCGAAUCAUGCUGGUCUCUCUCAAAGCUGGAAACGCUGGUCUCAACCUCAACAUGGCAAGUCAAGUCAUCAUUCUCGAUCCAUUUUGGAACCCUUACAUCGAGGAACAAGCGAUUGACCGCGCGCAUCGCUUUGGUCAGAUGAGGCCUGUCAAGGUCCAUCGCGUGCUUAUCCAAGAGACGGUCGAAGACCGAAUCAUCGCAUUACAGGAAAAGAAGCGUGCGUUGAUCUCGGAAGCAUUGGACGAGACGCAGGCGCGCGAGCUAUCACGUCUCGGUCCCCGGGAACUUGCCUACCUUUUCGGCGUCACGCACGAUCCCUCACAAAACGUCAAUUAUGUGCCUCGUGGGGCACGACGCUAA
Messenger RNA from Lecanosticta acicola, 3816 nucleotides. The record is from the annotation of a GenBank genome assembly. NCBI's taxonomy places the organism in Eukaryota, Fungi, Ascomycota, Dothideomycetes, Mycosphaerellales, Mycosphaerellaceae.